Molecule: messenger RNA, 2984 nt
Organism: Hyposmocoma kahamanoa
Lineage: Eukaryota; Metazoa; Arthropoda; Insecta; Lepidoptera; Cosmopterigidae
Product: protein SMG8
Exons: 13
Coding region: 1-2457 (818 amino acids)
Biological process (GO): nuclear-transcribed mRNA catabolic process, nonsense-mediated decay
Source: RefSeq, a predicted model, not a curated record
AUGAAGGUGUUCUCCAUAACAGAUAUUCCUGAGUUUUCUAAAAAAGAGCGUAUUGUAGUGGUUGGUGUAAUUGGAAAAUCGCCUUAUCGGUAUCCAAACAAAACAACACCGCUUUUGCCGUCUGUACAAUCUAAGGAAAACGGUAUAGAAUGUCAUUGGGAUGAGCGUCGUAGCGUUCUCUAUCUCCACGCGUUAACAUAUCUCGACACUGUACGGCUAGCAGAGCUGGCAGCUAACCUCGACGAGGAUUCAAAGACUGCGGAAACAGAUGCGGAUGCAGCAAAUUGGCUUGUUGCCUCUGGUGAACUGGCCACGGAGUCCUGCCGCGCUAUAGCACUUCUAUUCCAUUUAUGUCAUAUUGUGGUGUUGUCUUCUCCAACACCUGUGUUUGAUAUUGGAUAUUUGCAGCUAUUUAAAGCUAUUGAUGCUUUUCGGAUGGAACUAUCCCCACAUACCACAGAAGCAGUGUCCUCACUUGGUGGUGUGUGGGAGAGUCACAGCCGUUCCUGCUGCCCCCGUCUGUUGUUCCACUUCCGCAAAGUUCCCACUCCGCUUAAACGGAACCCAUCAGGGCUAAAGAGACUUGAGCAUGCUGUUGAAGACCAGCUUUACUUCAUAUUAAGAAAAGCCAGGAUUAUUACUAAUGUUUGUGCCAAAUCCCUCUUCGCGAUACCAAAGAAUGAGGAAUUCGUCUACAUAAGUACAGACGAUGAAAUAGGUAAUGCACGUGACGUGAGUUCGCUGGUUCGUGGCUUGGUACAACUCUGCUCAGGAAGCGAACCUGAACCUGUUAGUGAACGACCAGGGUUCAAGCAGUUCCUGCAGGGGCACAUUGAUAUUGCUUUUGGUGAAGGUUUUGAUGAUAAUGUUGGGAAGUAUGCAAUGAGUACUUCAUUUUUUGAGCUGCCCAGAGCUUCAACAUGGCGAAAAGCGGCGCAGGCUAUCACACCUCUAUACCUGGACGAGACAGCGCGGCCUGCAGACGACGAAACAGACCCUGGUGCGGCGUUGUAUGACGCGCUGUCUACAGAUGUGCGUUUCUCGCAAGCCAGAUGUGCCAAGGUCUUACCUAUGGCACAAGCGUCGUAUGCUGAAGGUCUGCCAGCGCAUUAUUCUAGUCAGCAUCAUGCUCAUAAGGUGGGCGUGGCGCUGGGCGUGCUGGAGACGAUGGCGCGGGGCCCGCUGGCCCGCAGCGCGCGCGCGCGCCUCCGCGCCGCCUGCGCCGCCACCUGGCGCGCGCGCAGCCUCUGCGAGGCGCUCUCGCUCACGCACCACCCCUGCAUCGAGCCCGACCAUGACAACACCAAAGAGCACUCCUCCGGCGUUCGGUACAUAAGCGCGUGCAAUUGCGGCCGCACCAAAUGCUCCCGCGACGAUCCCUACACCGUGCGUCGCGCCAACCACACUUUCUACACGCAAGCUGCUGAAGAGUGUGGCGUCUGCCCUACAUUGCAGACCAUCGAGUUCCCUGUCUUCCAGCCGUCCACUCCCACGUACAGAGCUGCAUCAGUAAAAGGCGCGGCAAGUCAGGAGGAAAAAGAACUUUCAGAGGCCAGAGGCUCCGGCGGUGACACGCCUUCGGGCGAAGGAGGCGAGGGCUGGUCUCCUGAUGCUCUGUCUCCAGGAUCUGCGGCUGACGAUGAUGAGAAGACGCCUGCUGAUGAGAACAGAUACGUUGUGCCUGUUAGAGGAGAUUGUUCCACAGAUAAAGUUAUGACAAGACAACCUUCAACGACCGAGUACCUCCCCGGUAUGCUACACACGGCAAGUCCACCUGGUCUACUCCCUGCCUUUCCCUCGUGGAGCCUGGUCUGUCUCGGACCAUCAUCCCUCUACUCGCAUAGUCUAGGUUUACCCGAGCAUCUGCAACCUGGAUUCUUGCCACAUACUAAUUAUUUGCUACCUUGGGACUGCGCUGCACGCAUAGAGCAGGCUAGCGCUUGGCGCACGACGCCCGCUGGACGAGGCCGCGGCAAGCCAGCACCGCACCAUCUUACCGUCAAGAUCUUCAUUGGCUUCGAAUACGAAUGCCCAAGAGGCCACAGGUUGAUGAUGUCGUCGCCCGACUCGGUGGUGUCGGGCGGCGGCAGCACCAGCACCCGCGAGGGCGGCGCCGGCGCACGCCUGGCCGCCAGCGACAUGCCGCUGUACGCCACGUGCCUGUGCCGCGCCGCGAGCCCCAUGUUGGCGCAGCUCACGCGCCUGCACGUCGUCACCCCCAAGGCGCCGGUGCACGUCACCCUGGACCCGAGGGCACAACCAGUCGCAGGAGGCCCCAUUUUCGUGCCUCAGCCGUCAGGUUCCCCUGCGAUCAAACUCUCCGCUUCAGCAUACUGGGUGCUGCGACUACCAUAUAUGUAUUGUGAUGAAAGGGGGACCCUACCGAGACCCCGGUCCCCCCCGGCCUUGGCUCAUGCAGGGGCCCUACUAGCACCCGUCUUUGGACUACAGGACUGAUGUCAGCUUACGAGAAUUUUCACAAGAUCUGACCUGCAUAAUUAUUAAAUUGUGUUACAUUUGCCAUAAUGUGUUCUGUGACAAAAGAGGGUGAUAUAGGGGGCCCCGUGUGGUUGUCAGGUCUUCCAUACAUUGACUGAGAUGUGAGGGGGACCCUACUAAGUAAAGAUUACUGAGGGUUACCUCAUAGUGGUAGCUUUUAAGGAAGAUACUACAAGCUCCAUAAAGUAAGGUAGCACCUUGGCUUAUACGCUGAAGUAGAUGAGAAAGGAUAUAUAUUUUUAACAAUGAUUAGAUUAUCAUAUAUGAUCUCCGCGCUUUAAACAACAGAGGGCGUGCCAAAAUAUCGGACAUACAUGGGUUUAUCUUUGAACUUUUAUCAAUUGUGUACAACACAAUAUAAAGUGGAGUUUACUCUUAAGUUCGAUGUGCUAGGUAUGAGUUAACUGAUGAAUGGUAUAUAAUUUGCGGUUGAUUGUACCGAACCCUAGUGUAUACGUACUAUUUGUGAUUAUUGUUGUAAACAA